Molecule: messenger RNA, 1899 nt
Organism: Opisthorchis viverrini
Lineage: Eukaryota; Metazoa; Platyhelminthes; Trematoda; Opisthorchiida; Opisthorchiidae
Exons: 8
Coding region: 41-1732 (563 amino acids)
Source: RefSeq, a predicted model, not a curated record
GUCGGAACAUGUUUGGAAUUGUUUGAAACCUUAGAUUAACAUGGCUGGUAUUCCGUCUGUAUCAGUAGUUGAUGAAUUGGAGGAGCUUCUCGAUGAGAUUAGUACCUGUGUACCGAAUGUACCCGGAAAGAAUCGACUGCUUCGUGGUUGCAGAAAAGAACUAAAUGCAUUUCAACAGCUCCCUCGCGAUCAGGUGGAAAAAAUGACUGUCGGUUCGAACCUUCCUUACUUCAAGGCCAUCACUCGUCUUGCUCGUUCCUAUGCGGACCGUUUGGUAGGGCUGCUCUGCCGUUUUCGGAUGCCCCCUUCUGAUGCCAUAAGUCAUGCCGACGAUGUUUCGAAGUAUGUUCCACAUCAACCGCUUGUCCACUGUCCAUUAUCGACUUCUGGAUCUUUUGGUAAACCCGGCAGUGUGUCCGUGGACCUGAUCUGUAUACAAAAACGAAUGGACAAGAACGAUGUGCUCCAUAAUACAACUACUCCAGACUGCUGGGCCCCAUCUUUGUGGAUAAAAGCACUGACGCGUGAUGCCACUCGCCUCAACUCAGCUUGGCGAGGUGACGUCACACAAGGUGCAACCUGCCUUUAUCGUCAGACGGAAGAAUUGGUAUCCACUGCUGCUUGGUACCAGCGCGGACAACCUCCAGGCUGGAUACAAGUUUUGAUACAUUGGUUGCCCUCCAAGAAUCAGGAUAUCUCUCAUUUAGACUCUGAUUUAGUGGAAAGCUUAACUCGGGUGCUCCGCGUCCAGAUUUUGAUGCAUACCGACCCGUGGUAUCCUGGGACGCACGUUGCUUCGUUGCCUUCAACGAUUACCCUAGCUCACUCAGCCCCUCUCUCCGUUAGGAAAUACUUGCUGGCAGCUACCCGUUUUCGUCGACAGAUGUGCACCAAGUUGCUCGCUAUGGAUUGUGCGACCACCGAUGACCGGGCUGUUUUGGUCAAGCGGUUCACGUAUUUUCUCAGUUAUGAACAAACUGACGUGGAUUCAGAAACGGUGUUGGAUGAAUAUGAAGAGGAAAAAGACCCAGUGAUCCGCACUCCUCUAGAUGCUGUUUUACAUCGGGCUUGUGUUGUCCCGUUCGGGGGCCUCACACCGGAACAAUUGGAAAUGUUGCCCCGAAUUAAUCUGGACGUAUCAGCGCUCAUUGCAAUGGUUUCGGAACUUUCGCAGUUUAUGCCUAAGGAAGCGCUAUCAUCUGUCAUCAAUGAUUCUCAAUCCAUUCUUCAAUUCCUCGCAAGUUCGGAACGACGGGAACAAAUGUUGCAUCAACCUCGAUUCGCCUCGUCAACGUUCGAUUGGCUGCUAGAAGCCGAAUCAGAGCAGCCGGUCUUGUUGACCGUUGAUGACUAUCUAAAGGAUUCAUUAGUCAUUGUAUGCCGGACCGCAGUAAACACAUUUCUCAACAUCCUCACUACCGUCGCUGGUCCCGCCGAAUGGACACGGGGCAUACGCCUAUUGACUCACCUUGUCAUAGUUCCCGAUCUCGUGUCAUCUGGUAAUGCUCCUUCAGCGUCGAGUCCGAAUGUGAAAUUGAACAACCGACAGAAGAGCCGGCUAACCAUGGAUGUUGGAAAUGCAUUUGGUGCGCUCACUGUCACUUCGAAUUCAGCGUUUCUCCGUUCACUCCGAAACGAGGGUCUCAAAUACUCUGCCCUACUUCUGCCAGCCCGUGCGUUGACCGAAUCGGCUGCUCGAAUAGGCCGAAGUGCCGAGCCCAGAGAUACUUGAUACUUCUAAUUCCCCAUGUACAUAUGAAUACAGACUACUUGCUUCUAUGUGCCAAAUUGCACUCCUGUUCGAAGCAACCUUUUUUUCACCACCGCCGGGAAACUACUUUUUCAGGGAACUGGGAAAAUAGUAUUUUCGUCGACCUAUCGCUCUGUUGUCGUCACUCG